CCACCUUUGUUUUCCGCCUUUUUCAUGCCACCGCCGACCGACGUGCUUUAACUCUUCGCACCUUCGGCGCGGCGCAAGUGUUCCUUCGCCCGAAGUGCAGGAAGGCAGGCCAUGGGGCCCAGUGAGGUUUUCUCGCCUCACCCGGUGUCGCAGCCUACUUUUGGGAAACCCGCGCGCCCCCGUUUUGUGCGACGGGUUGUGACUCGCAGCCAGCAGUCGUCGCAAACCCCACACGCAGCGGAGCAUCGCAGCCACGUAGUACGUAGCAGCGAUGAGCGGGCUGUUCCCGGUUUUGGUGUAGCAGCGAUGACAGUAUCGCAGCCACAUGACCGGGCUGUUUCCGGUGCUGGUAGCAGUGAUGACCGGGCUGUUCCCGGUUCUGGCGAUAGCACUUUAUUCCGGAUUGUUCCCGGUUCUGGGGCUCACCAGAUAGUACGUAAAGCAACAUUUUGGGCACCGGAGUUAAGGACCACCCGGCCGGUUGGUCCGUAACUCCGGUGGGGAGUUAACGAAUGAGUUUGUGACCCCGCUCUAAGAGGACGAAAAAAUAUUAGCUCUAUCAUCUCAAAAAAAUGGGCGACAUCUCCGUGCACGUGAUUUCCAAACUGGGCAAACCCUCUGUCGCCGACGCCACAGUGGAGGUUUUCUACUCGGCCGACAAGUCCACCAAGCUUCUCGGCACCAGCAGCUCUUCCUCCUCGUCGUGGCAACUUCUGUCCACGACCAACCUAUCCGAGCACGGGGGGAACGACGAACUCGUGAAGCCGGGGGACUUAAAACAGGGCUUGUACGCGAUACAGUUCGACUUCGCAAAACUUGACACCGCAGCCAAGCAACUGUACCGGAAAAACGAGGACGGGUCGUUUGAUCCGUUGAACCCCGGCGGCUGGUUUUUGGCGAAUUCCUGCGUUUUCGUGUUAGACAUAGCGGACGAGAAGUCGUUCAACCACUUGGUGUUGAGCAUCGGGGACAAGGAAAUCACUGCUAGACCGGGCGUGAGACAGCACUGAUUGUAGUCUUUGUUUUGAGGAAAAAUGGAUCCCGAGUACGGUGGCAAGGAAUUCCAAGAACCAACUCUAGACGGAGAAUAAUAAAUAAACAUCAGGAGCCGCAAG
Messenger RNA from Amoebophrya sp. A120, 1115 nucleotides. NCBI's taxonomy places the organism in Eukaryota, Dinophyceae, Syndiniales, Amoebophryaceae. The record is from the annotation of a GenBank genome assembly.